GGGGCGUUAUCUGGUUUCAUACAACCAAUUUUGGCGCCUCACUUGAGAGAGGUAUGUUGAUUUUGAAUAUUUCAUCGCAAUAUCCUUUUAUUAUUAACAAUUGUGGUAAUUCCUCAGCUACCAACAGUAUAAGUUUUAAACUCGGUCUUUAGCAAAGAAAGAUAUUGUUCUUUUUUCUACCAGCGUGAGGCAAAGGAAAAAAUUGUUUGUGAGGAAUCGAGCCUUAAACCUUUGGACUUCGCGCGCCAGUUUAUCACUUUACCUAUUCUAAAUAAACACACAGGGAAAAAGUUCAUCUUCAGCAUACGCCGAAAAGAUUAUUUUGAGGCACAAACAACUUAAUAUGUUUCUCUUAUAGCUGGGUCAAAAUGCUACACAGACUGGUCUAGUAUUCUUCCUAUUUGCCGGUACUAACGCCGUCUCAGCGCCUUUAAUAGGCUUUAUAGCGGACAAAACAGUAAGUAAAACUUAGAUUUCUACUCAUAUAUUGCUAGCAACCCUUUCCUUCUCCCCUACCUGGCCUUCUCCAGCAAAGUGUGUCGGUGCCGCAUAAAUAAAAGCCGUCUUCAAAUUAUCUUUUGUUGGAUUUUUUUAAGAAUCACGCGUCGGAAACAGGGGCUGCUUGUAAUCUGUUGUCUGCCUUCUUUUCAUUUGUUUUGGCUCACGAAAGAUUAUGGGUCAGGAUCACGUUAACUCAAACCUUAUUCUUUGCUUCCUUGUACUAAUUUCAACAGAAAAAACCUGCUGUCAAAAUUCUUCCUUUAGAUAUCGGAAUUUUUUUAUCAGUCAGCCCUUGUUAACUGAGUGUUGUCGGCAAUAGAGAUAGGAAUAGGAAUAGGAGGGUGGGAAAGACCUCCUACAUGGUCUCAUGGAUUCGUACUUGUGGCGAUUUUGUGAGCUACUCGCAAGCAGUUACAAAAUAACUCUCAGAAAAAUAGUAGAAAAUGCAAAAGAAAAACAAAAGAACAAAAAAAAAAAAAAACCGGAAAGGCCGUAAUACUCUCUUCUCAGAAUGACUUCUUCCUCCGCCAACCAAUCCCUGCCACUUGCACACGUGAUGAUCGUACGCACUGCUUGCAAGGAAGCUUACAAAUUUGGAAAUGCAAGAGAGCGAGGACGCUCAUCGCGCGUCACAAUAAUUCGGCUUUCCUUGCUUAUCCUCACGGUAUGUUAGGUAUUAUAUGACGACAGUAAAAUCAAAGCCCUCCUCAAUGAACUAGAAUAAAACUCUGUCUCAUUCUUGUAAUUACAACCUUGUAUAAUUUUCCUGAUCAGAAAUGCUACCGAUCGCUGCUCCUGUCGGGUUUGAUCGCUUACAGCAUUGGAUACCUAUCAUUAGGACCAGCUCCCUUUUUACCAUUUCUUCCCGAUGGGUAUGUACCUUCCGUCACAUGCAUGUUUUCAAUGUAUGAUUGAAGCUAUUUGCUUGUCAAACGGAUUUGGUGAGUUUGCCAACGGUAAAUAUCUAUCUAUUGCUGCGACUAACAUCUUUUUGCUUGUUAAAAUCAACAGAACCAGACAAGUUAGCUAUACGUUGAAUCAUUUUGAUGAUUUGGUGGGAAAUAGAUUUAUUUUGCUUCUGAUUCAUUUGUAAUGCUAUCAAAAACGUUGAAAACAGUUGGGCUAAUAAAGUAGACAGUAGCGUAUGUGCCGAUCAAUUCGAAGCUUUAACAUACCCUCCCCCCGCGGGAAACCCCUUGGGCAAACUCCCAGGCAAGCCGCCGGGCAUUUGAACUUUUGAAGAUUAUUUCGAUCAAAUUCUUGCCCCUGGAGAAGCUUUCUACAUAUUGACCAAGCUUUAAAACCUAGACCUUGUACAACUUUUCCUCUGAGCCAUUCGCUCGCAAAAAUGAACCUUUCACCCUAAACAUCUCCAUUUAAAGAUAUAAUGGCACUUGAAUUCCGCCAGAAAGACCUGAUACUUCCGGUUCAAAUCCCUUACUCCACCCCGGCAAAGUUAAAUUUUCCACCCCCUGAAAACGGACAACGCUCAAAUGUCCAUGGGGGAUGCUAAAGUUUCGAACCGAUCGGCGCAUUAUCGUGCUCAAUUUGUAAGAUCCAGACUUAAAAGGCACUUUGUGAUAGUGGAAAUUUGGGAGGGUCCCGCAGGUGGCAACCUUUUACAGAUUUCAUUGCAGUUAUCUAUUUUUAUAAAAUUAAUCACUAAUUUUAAACUGUAUAUUAUCGUUGCAGCGAGGUAUGGCUAGUAUGCGUUGCCAUGGCGUUUUCGGGAUUCGUUGCCUCAUUUUACUAUGUGCCAUUAUUGCCUGAAAUCAUGAUAGCUGCAAGGUGAAUGGCUCAUUGCCAUGUCUGUUUCAAUAUACCAAGGGAAACACUUUAUCCUCUCUUGAACAUACUGAAGAUCAGAAUUCACGUGAUCCAACUAACUGGGAACCCAGGCCUGCUGCGAACCAGUGUGUUUCAUAUACCCAUGACUCGAUAACUUAGCCAGUAGAAACGUUUUCGUGCCCAGUGCCGCGUGAAGACUUUCUUGAUCGUGGAAAUUUUGCCUGGGUUUCGUUGAAGUCUGCCAAGUCAUCAUGAGCAAACUCAAUAAAGCAUUUUAGAAAGCAUUUUAUUUAUGUAUUCCAAGAUACGCCGACACAGAAAAGCAAAACCAAUCAGAAAACCCUCGCAACCGAAUGAAAUCAAAUUGUCAUUUUGUAACAGUAUCCAAUAUAAGAAUAGGACUAGCAUUUAAGAAUUUAAUUUUCUAAUAAUCGGUUUUAUACUUAGUCUGUUUAAGGCGUACCGUUUUCAUGAGAAAAAUCUGUUCUCGCAUGGAAAUCGAUGCCAAAAUAGGAGUGUGUGAAGUGAAACUGAUUAGAAAAGUGCAAAUUUCUUCACUUUUAUUUACCGACGAGGCUUGACAUUGUCAAUUUCUCAAGGUGGGGGAGCGACUAAUAACCCGGGUGCAUCUUAUAGCCGAAUGAAUAUGGAGUAAACAUUUGUUUUUGGGCAGGGAAAAUGGGAUGCCUGACAAUGACGAAACAAAUGCAGAGCUUUCAAGUCUUUACACAAGCUUGUAUUACUUAGGGUAUGUAUUCUGUCUUCAACUUUGAUAUAUGAAAACCUUGCAGUCAAGUCGCGGUGCAAUAAUAUAUUACAUUCAGACUUUGAUUCCAAACGAAAUACCAGCCGUCUACCAGUUAGUAACUUUCGCUUCUACUAAUGCUGAAUACUUCGAUUUUUGAUGCUCUAUAUUUCUGAUGCCAUAGCCACAGCAAAUGCUACUGCUUCCGCUUGUGCUUCUCAGUUGUUUUUUUCGUUAUUGUGGUUAUUAUAAUUUGUAUUAGUAAUGUUUUACAGAGCUUUUAUCGGUCCAAGCCUCGGAGGUGCUUUUGACGAGCAUUUUGGCUUUCAGUGGGCAAUGACGGUAUGUAGAUAUAAUGUAAUCCCGCGCCUUAAAGCCACCUCGAUAGCUCUGGCCAUUUUUUUGAAACGGCCAUUCAUCUCACAUAAAUAAAUAAAUUAAAAAAAAAACCCUCGUCAAUGCAGUCACCCCUUUAAAUGGUCAACGGCUUCAUUAAAAAAUCUCAGACAGGAGACUCCUACAUAAUUUUAUUCAUGAAAUUGACCCUACCUCGCUAAUAUGGCCAUUUUUUGCUGGCCGAUUGGAGUCCAAAUUAACAUGCGUAUCCCAGUUAAGGUUGUUGUCGGAGUUAGGUUUCCGCUAAUGAAAAGAAAAAACUUUGGCUUAGUCAACUCAACUAAAAUGAAAGACAUACGUGAAGUGCCAUUAAUUAAGGACCAAAACUAGUACUCUGUGUUUCGUUCAAAUAAGUGGCGUUCGAGGGUAUAACAAUACCAAAAAGGCGCAACCAAUCAAUGGCGAUCUUCCUCUUCACGGAAGAGGUUGAGAGUCCAAACAUUUGCUCUUGUUUUUCAACCUUCCACAAUUAUCACCCUUUCCAUAUCGACACCCGAUACCUGCAUCUAAAAGCACUCUCGAACUGUCAAAGGACUAGUGCAUGGUGUGUACAAAUGUUGUGUUUUCAAACCCUAUUUGUUAGUGUUGAAAGACUGUCUAAAGGCCGGCUAUUGUGCCGAGAAGUUCAAGUGUUGUAAUGAGUUUCCUUUCUCAUUUUGCAGAUUGCAGGUCUCAUAAGUUUUGCUCAAGUAAGUACACCUUUAUCGGAAUGGAUUUUGCUCUAAUGCUGUCUGAAUUUGAACUUCGUGCGGUAAAAGGGCUUUAAAGGGUUUUUGACCGCGCGAGACUGAUGGCGCAAGCUUAAAAAAUGUCGAGAAGCAAAACAAAUAUGAAAAAUAAAACAAAUAUGAAAAAUAUCUUAGUCAUUUACUGGGAGGUAAGCUAGUACCCCCAGCCCUUCCCCGAUGCACGUUAGUAGGGUUUCCCUGGGAAUUUGCCGUUACUCAUUCUUACUCCUGGUGCGCGAGAGGGGUCAACGACCCUGGAUAAGGCUCUGAAUCCAAAGCGCUGACAACUAGGCCACCACGUCAUUCAUUCUAAUUGGACAGAAGAAGAAGGGUAUCUUCUGAUGGAUAUACAUUCAUGUAAAACGAAGUUAAACAAUAAUUAAUUUGUUUCAAUUUACUAUUUUAUUUUACAUUUUUAGGCACUCGUUGUGCUUAUAUUUACAUUGGUGGAGAAGGUGUCCCGAGGGUUAGUAAUUGUUGUAAUAUUUUCGUGAAAUCCUAAAUUAUUCCAGUAAUUGUUUUUGUUAGUGUGGUUCUCCUUAGCGAUGAACAACAGAAAGAGUAGAAGCUAGUAGAGACUCAGGUAAUAUGGUUCAUUUCGUGUCUCGCAAUUUUUUUUCGAACACUGAAACUUCUGGUCAGAGUAUCAAAGUAGAAUGCCUGAUCAAUGAUUGUCAUGUAAUAAUCUAGUUCUCGACGAUAGGAUGAACAACUUUCUUAGAUUUGUUGUCAGAUCAUGUAGCCACUCAUUUCAAACAAACAAGAAAAGAAGAAGUUUGAGCACGUGGUGCUAACGACUAAAAUAGUUUGAGGUGGUUUUGACUUCUACCGCCAAUUGUGCUCCAUUCGUUCAUCUUUGUAUGCCUUGAAAUAAUUUCACUGUUCUUUUCUUUAGAAAAUGUUCCAAUCAGACAGAAGAGAAACUCUCUUUGUUAAACUAAAGCACUUUUAGCGACGAAACGAAAGGGCAAAGAUACAAGAAAGAAAACAAAGGAGAACAAGAACAAAGUCUGGAAAGCAAUUUGGAUUCCUGCACUUGGAAUCCUGGACACGGUGUUUCUCUAAGAUUCUCGCUGGUUUUUGUCAAAAUGACAGGAAUUGCCAUUUUUCACUGAUCAGAACGCCCUGCUCGUGAGAAAACACACUUAUGCCAGUCCCCUUCCCGGCCAGUCCCUGGCUGCUUCCCCUCUUGAAACAGAGGAGACUUGAAAUGGAUGGUGCUAAAGUAAAUUCAAAUUUCGCCCG
Pocillopora meandrina is the source of this 5403-nucleotide messenger RNA. The record is from the annotation of a GenBank genome assembly. NCBI's taxonomy places the organism in Eukaryota, Metazoa, Cnidaria, Anthozoa, Scleractinia, Pocilloporidae.